UUUGCAAACAGGUCAAAAUGCAAAUCUUUGUGAAGACCCUGACCGGCAAGACCAUCACCCUGGAGGUGGAGCCCAGCAACACCAUCAAGAAUGUGAAGGCCAAGAUCCAGGAUAAGGAAGGCAUCCCCCCUGAUCAGCAGCGGCUCAUCUUUGCAUGCAAGCAGCUGGAAGAUGGGCGCACUCUUUCUGACUACAACAUCCAGAAAGAGUCGACCCUGCACCUGGUCCUCCGCUUGAGGGGUGGCUGUUAAUUCUUCA
Propithecus coquereli (Coquerel's sifaka) is the source of this 258-nucleotide messenger RNA. Its product is annotated as ubiquitin-like. Bases 18 to 251 code for a protein of 77 amino acids. NCBI's taxonomy places the organism in Eukaryota, Metazoa, Chordata, Mammalia, Primates, Indriidae. Gene Ontology annotation, biological process: protein ubiquitination; modification-dependent protein catabolic process. The record is from RefSeq and is a predicted model, not a curated record. Gene Ontology annotation, molecular function: ubiquitin protein ligase binding; protein tag activity. The transcript has a single exon. Gene Ontology annotation, cellular component: nucleus; cytoplasm.